UCUGUAUCUCAAACAUUCUCACCUUAAUUAUUGCAUCAACAUGACCAAUUUUUUAUUCUUCACUUGUAAAACUCAAGCAAAGAAUCUUACCUUAGCUACAAGACUGUUGAGAAACCCUUUUUUAUAAGCUAUCAAAAGCAUACCAAACUUAACUGGCCAUUUAACCCUCAUCUCCAUAUAAGCAUCUCUCAUCUUGCUGCUACUUCCAAAUUGGCCUGAGUGAGAAACUUAGGAUUUUCCUGAGAAAACAAGAAAGAAAAAAGAAAACCCAUGAAGAUUGACAAGGAAAUCUCUCACCCCAUCCACCUACAACACAAGCUCAAGAUUGAAUACACAGAGAUCCCAUUCUACUGUGAUGGGUGCAAAGAACCUGGCAUUGGCCUCAAAUACAAGUGUCAGAAAUGUGAGUUUGACUUGCAUAAGGCAUGUGCUGUGGCUGCCCCCAACAUCCACCAUCCCUUCUACAACAAAUGUGAGUUUCAUUUUCUUUACAACCCGCCCGGCGCUGCUAGGAGAGUGUGUGAUGCAUGUAGGAAGGAUGUUUUGGGGUUUGUGUACCACUGCUGGAAAUGUGAUUUUGAUCUGCACCCUUGUUGUGCAAACCUCCCACAAGUCCUAGAUGAUGGGGAGCACAACCUUUACUUGUGCCUCAAGUUAUCUAGUCCUUGUCAUAGGUGUGGAGGCAAGGGGCCUGGUUGGUCUUACAGGUCUGAUUGCAAGACCUAUAACCUUCAUGUGUCAUGUGUGAAGGAGUUGCUUGUGGAGAGCUGGCAAGCCAUGUAUCUCAAUGUGGACAAGAACAAAGUUAGGGAAAUGCAGACUAGAAUCCCAAGCCUUAAGGGAACGCUGAAAAACCGUCAUGGAGGGAGAGGAGGAGGAGGAAAGGUCAGAAAGUGUUGCCAGAUUGCUGGUGGUGCCGUUCGUGUUAUUGUCUCUGCCAUCCUGGGAGAUCCUACUGCUCUUAUAGGCGCGGUUGUCGGUGGUUUCAUAUCCAAGUAGAAGGGGGGGAAAUGAAAACAAGUGUGCUUAGUAUGUCUUGUUAUUACUUUUCUUCAUGUUUUCCUGUUUCACGGUUUGUUACUUGGUUACAUGUAAAUUUAUAAGUACUGUGUGUGUGAAUGAUUAGGACCCCGCAGUGUCCUCCAAAUCUGCAUAUUAAAGUUAAAAAUAUGUUUAGAAAUGACAUUGUGUGUCUUUUCUUGAGUAGCAUUUCAUUCGGAUAAGGAAACAACUGAGAAUUGGUGCC
This is a messenger RNA of Prunus dulcis (almond), 1246 nucleotides long. RefSeq lists its product as uncharacterized. The record is from RefSeq and is a predicted model, not a curated record. The transcript has a single exon. The coding region runs from base 271 to 999 and encodes 242 amino acids. NCBI's taxonomy places the organism in Eukaryota, Viridiplantae, Streptophyta, Magnoliopsida, Rosales, Rosaceae.